CACUACACUGCUGCUCACUACCGCCACUCAUCAGCCAACUGCUGCAGGCAGGAGCGUACGCAGCCCCUUCAAACCGGAAUUUAUGGCAAGUGGACACAGACUGCUGCUGCUGCUGCGGACGAAGUGGAAUUUCUGAGAGAGAAUAAAAAAGCAAGAACAAAGAAAGAGUCAGGGAGUGAAAGUGAAGUUUGAGCAGCGUUUGUGUCAGACUUUUUUUUUUGUUUUCUCCCUGGUGCUCUCGGCUCCAGCUUCCCUCCCUCUCAACCAGCGAGUCCCGACGGCUUCAGUUCCUCCUCCUUCCCCCGAAACUCAGGCAAACUCCACUUAACUCCACACCGGAGGACAAUAACCGCACUUUGUUGUUUGGAGCACUCCCUCUUGGUAACACAGCUCACCUGUAUUUGCUGUCCGGCCUGGUUAAAACUUUGUUAUGGGUCAACCUCUAAAAAGGACAGUUGACCGUAGCUGAAUAUCUACAACAGCAUCAAGACAAUGUGGCAACAUCUGGUUUCUGGAAUUCAUCAAGCCUUCCAAAGCCUUUUGUAGGACUAUCAAGCCAACAGGAUGACUAAUGUAUGUUUCUUCGUGGUCAAAACACAUCUUAUCAGAAGUAUCAGACCGCUGAUCAUCAAAGAUUUCCCAAAACAAAGACUUGGAUUGUAAUAACUUUUGCAGUUUUUUUAAAACUUUUUUUUUUUUUAACUUCUCAAUUGCACAUAAAGUGAAAGCGCCUCCCUCAUGAGCUGCAGAAAUGGAUUAGAAGCCCAUGUGUAGUAGGACCGCUGUUGCAGCUUGUGGAAUUACAUAGACCCAGACUGUUGGGCACUCACUUUUUGAGGGGGCCAAGGGAUCUGAUCCCAGCCCCAAAGAGCCCCGUUGUCUGACCAUCACACCUGUUUGAAGGCAGACCCCACUAUCCAAUGGCAUGGGCCAAGUUUUUCAGGAAGCCGGGCGGCAAUCUGGGGAAAUCGUACCAGCCAGGGAGCAUGCUGUCACUGGCCCCCACCAAAGGACUGCUGAAUGAGCCAGGCCAGAACAGCUGCUUCCUCAACAGUGCGGUGCAGGUGCUAUGGCAGCUGGACAUCUUCAGACGCAGCUUGAGGCAGCUUCCUGGACACUUCUGUUUAGGAGAGUCAUGCAUUUUUUGUGCAUUAAAGGGCAUUUUCUCCCAGUUCCAGCACAGCCGGGAGAGAGCCCUGCCCUCUGACAACCUGCGUCACGCCUUGGCAGAGACCUUUAAGGACGAGCACCGCUUCCAGCUGGGCUUCAUGGAUGAUGCUGCAGAGUGCUUUGAAAACAUACUGGAGAGGAUCCACAUGCACAUUGUCCCUGAGGAGACGGAUGCCUGCACUUCAAAGUCUUGCAUCACGCAUCAAAAGUUUGCUAUGUCACUUUAUGAGCAGUCUGUAUGUCGUAGCUGUGGGGCAUCAUCCGACCCACUGCCGUUUACUGAGCUGGUGCAUUAUAUUUCCACCACUGCACUCUGUCAACAGAUGCCUCCACGAAAAGAUGAGUCUUUCGGGGAUCUCUUACAAGCAGCAAGUACGAUAGGGGACCUUCGAAACUGUCCUAGCAACUGUGGUCAGAGGAUUAAGAUCAGACGGGUCCUUAUGAAUUCCCCAGAAAUAGUUACCAUAGGCUUUGUGUGGGACUCUGACCAGUCAGACCUCACUGAAGAUGUUAUCCGCUCUCUGGGACCUCAUCUCAGUCUCUCUGCGCUCUUCUACAAGGUAACAGAUGAGCAUGCCAAAAAGGGGGAGCUGCUGCUCGUGGGGAUGAUCUGCUAUACCAGCCGUCACUACUGUGCCUUCGCCUUCCACACAAAGUCCUCCAAAUGGGUCUUUUUUGACGAUGCAACUGUGAAAGAGAUUGGCUCCAGGUGGAAAGACGUUGCCAGCAAAUGUAUCAAAAGUCACUACCAGCCCCUCCUCCUUUUUUACUCCAACCCCGAUGGGAGUGCCAUUAUUGCAGAUCAUGCCUCAAAACAAAGCAGCAGCCAGGCUCAAGUGCAAGCAGGCCUUGACUCUCCAGUGUCAGCCCCUAAGAAACUGGACCUCACCAGGGAGAAUCUGAAUGCUCUUCUGGGUCAUGGCCCUUUCAAACAGAAAACUGCCUCAACCCUUAGUAGGAGCAGUGCUCAGACCAACGGAGGACGGGGACAUGUGAAAAUUAGUUCCACUGAUCCCAAGAGUCGCCUCAGGGACAUUUCUCGAGAAGCUGCCCAGAAAGCAGGAGAGGUUCGGAGCAUUCAUCCAGCCAGAAGAGAGCCCGAUCGGAGUGGUCAGCGGAGGCAGGAGACACGUUACAGAGAUCCAGGCCACGACAGGACCUACUCCCGCUCCGUCUCCCCUCCAGAGAAUGGCUUCAAACAACACCUGGAAACUCGACUGUACAGCAGCCAAGGAAAAGGCAACACACGGACUGAGCGAACACCCUACUAUGGCGGGCGUUCCUCCCAAGAACACCCCCGCUCUCACUCCAGAGUCCAAGUGCUACCUAGUGUGCCCAGCAUAAGCAAUAGCCAUCAUAGCCGCAGGCUAGACCAGAUUCCCAAUGGAUAUGAUACUGACAGCAGCCAGGAUUCUCGAGAUCAUCCUGGAAGUGGAGCGCACAGUCGAAGCAGGACAAGCCACCCGUGGAAGCCCAUGCGGGAGGCUCUAAAUGUGGACAGUGUUUUAAGUGGCAAUUGUGAUAAUUCUGUAAGUCAAGAGCGAAGACAGCACAGCCCACGGAGAAGGCCCAGCAGUCAGUCGCCCACUCGGGACCGAGAGCGUGACAGAGAUUUCACGUGGGGAGUCCUGGAGGAACGCAAACCCAAGAGUCUGAUGACCAUCUACGAGGAUGAGCAGAGGCAUGAAACUGGUGGCAGCCGAAGCUCGCUGGACUCGGAUAGCAGGGGUGGCUACAGUGACAGGUCGAAGGGCUCGUCAACUCUGAAACUGCGGAAUGACAACUGGAAGAUCCAGCGAACUGAAUCUGGAUAUGAAAGUAGUGACAGGCUCAGCAAUGGUUCAGCAAAUCUGGAUUCACCUGUGGUCGAGAACGUCUCUUCAAAGGACCUGCGGCCCAUACCAGAGCUGCAUCUGACAAGGGAUCACUUCCCUCCAAGAAGCACUGAUGAUUUGAAGGCUGACAUUCUGCACUCCACGUUUUUCACCAGUGAACAAGGAAGACAAUCUCCAGAUCCACAUGAUCCAGUCAUCCUCUCUGGUCAGCCCAUACACAGAAGAAGAGCUUUUCGUUACACUCCUGGUAUUUUGGAAAAGAACAGUGGUCUGGACAGUGAAUCUGAAGAAAAUGUGGAUGGCAGCCCUGUGAGCCCUGUGCCUCCUUUCUCAGCUAAGACCAGCAGUUCUGAGUGGAACAGCUCAGAUGACCUUACCGGACCGCUCUCUGAACAAGAGGAGACUGGUACUGGUGCCGACCUAAACCCUCUCCCGCACAAAUAUCCCCCUCCUUUACCUCUCAAGACCUUUGGCAACAGUCACACUGACCCAUCUGGUGCCCACUCCCAACUGCCUGAGGUGUCAACACGGUCGAGCCCCCGCAGUGAACCCAAAAAUGGCUCGUCCCUCCACUCCCACACCACACUCCGUCGGUGGAUUGAGACACCUGCAGAGCACAGGCUUUCAUCCGGUGCCAGCUCCAAGUCAGGGUCAUCGGACCAGGAGAGGAACGAUCUGUCAGCCAGCGAGAGUGACGAGAGGCUACCGAGUCCAAAUCCUGGUACGGACUCCCCUACUCUGUCAGAUAUUGUUCUUCCCACCACUUACUUCUCUGUGGACGGCUGUAUGACAGACACGUAUCGGGCCAAAUACCAUAAGAGGCCUGCCUUUUACACAAAAACAGAGGACCAGGCAUCAUCUGGGGAGAGUGAUGCAGAAGGGAGGGCCCUUCCCUUACCACAUGUUCAGCCGCCAGAGCCUUCCAAAAGCCAAUCAGAAUCAGGCUAUUCUACUACUACCAGGAUUAAGUGGAAUCCAAUCACUCCAAAAGGACUCGAUGAGCAUGGUUUCCUAUGAUUUUUAACUAAAGCGUCAGUUGACACUGUUUGCCAAAAGGAAUUGCUGUGCAAUUUGACUGCAACACAGUUUAACUCCUUUCAUAUGAGAUGUUGUACUUGCUUAUGAUGAAGUCAUAGCAGGACUGGGUGCCAAAGAGAUUGAGAAAAAAAAAGACGGGUGUCCUUUUUGCUGUUUGGUUGCUUUGGUAAGAAUUACUAAAAGCUUUCAAACAAGAGAAAAUUUGCACAGUAAAAAGCACCAUACAGGUACAGAAAAAUAAGUAUGCCUAUUUGCUGUCAAUGGUGUUUUGGGCUUUUGGUGCUCGAAAGCAAAGGGGUGGGUGAGCAAAGAAUGUAUAUGAAACUGUCACUUUAACACACAAUAGAUUUAUAUUACAUGAAGAAAUAAUCACUGUCUUUCAGAUCCACCCUCACCCUCCAUGGAUUUAUUUUAUUUGUUUAUCUACUCUCAUGUCAGUGUUAUGAGGUGUCUGUCCUAGUUCUGUCUGUUUUUGACUUAAACGUUCAUUGGUUUUUGAAGAACAUUGAGCACAGUGUUUGAAAGUGGAAAGUAAUUCUUCACACUGGACACUCCUGGCACGACUUAAAAAAAAUGGAUCCCAAGGAUCUGUGUUAAUAUGAAGCUUGAGGGCAUCCACGUUGGUUUUUGGCCAAUAAGAUCUCUUUUGAAAAUGUGUCAAAGUGAGACAGGUUACAGCUUGGGGUUCAUGUUUGUAUGUGGUGGGUUAUUGACCUCUGAAAGUAGCCAGCAAAUGCUUUUCUUCUGCCUCACCUUCAACUGUCAAACAAUCAGUGUAAAAUAUGAAUACUGACCACCAGUGUGGUUGAGCAGGGUCAAUAAGGUGAUGGGAAAAAUAUGUGAAAUUGAUUGUUUAUAUUAGGUUGAAAAGUGUGGCAUGAGACACGUCCCUGUACACAUCGCAACUGUUUCAUAUGGCUUUGCACUGUAUUUCUGGUUGAUUAUGUGUCUGCGUUGCUAGGACAUGGUCAUGUCAGAAUUUAAAAGCUUAAUUUAGAAAUAAACAGGCUUGCUUGUUAGAAGUUGUUAUUAACUUGUUCUUAACCUGAGUAGUGGACUACUUUUGGUUCAAAAAUGUUUUAUAUAUGCAGCAGACCCUAAUGCACAGUGCCUUUUGUAUUUUUCUAUGUCAAGACAACACUAAAUCAGAGCCAUGGUUUGUACAAUUGUUUGACUUUUUUUUGUAACAUUUUAUUUUAUUUUUUAUUGAUAAACCGUUGUUAAAUAAACAAUUUUAUUUUAAAUAAACAAUUUUAUUUAACCACA
Solea solea (common sole) is the source of this 5309-nucleotide messenger RNA. Its product is annotated as inactive ubiquitin carboxyl-terminal hydrolase 53. Gene Ontology annotation, cellular component: cell-cell junction. Gene Ontology annotation, biological process: protein deubiquitination; sensory perception of sound; response to auditory stimulus. Gene Ontology annotation, molecular function: cysteine-type deubiquitinase activity. The coding region runs from base 921 to 4022 and encodes 1033 amino acids. Lineage: Eukaryota; Metazoa; Chordata; Actinopteri; Pleuronectiformes; Soleidae. The transcript is spliced from 17 exons. The record is from RefSeq and is a predicted model, not a curated record.